Molecule: messenger RNA, 2265 nt
Organism: Babjeviella inositovora NRRL Y-12698
Lineage: Eukaryota; Fungi; Ascomycota; Pichiomycetes; Serinales
Exons: 1
Coding region: 1-2265 (754 amino acids)
Source: RefSeq, a predicted model, not a curated record
AUGCCGUCUGACACUCUUCCGGCAAGAAGUACCGGGGUUGCCAGGUUUGCCUCCCCGGAAGCCACCCAGAUCCCAUCCCGUACACGAGUAAUGGUGGACAAUGGCUCCAUCAUCUCCAGAUCUGCUUCCUUAAGGCUGAAAAAUAGCAUCAAGGCCCGCACUCGAACCAUCAAAACCAGGCCAGCUCUUAAUAGCAAACCCUCAGACCCUGACAGCAGCGGAAGGCCGACCGCUGCUAAGCGAGCUAGCUUGGGAGAGCGCCUCACCCGGUUUUUGUUUCCGGUGGAACGUAAAACCUCGCUCAAACGGAAACUGAAACUACGUCAGUCCAGAGGCACCACUGCAAACCACGUUAGCAAAGAAGCUCUCUACAAGUUUUUGGACACCAUUGACCCUACAGUGUGGAAUAGUUUUGUCCCAUUGGGUGACAACGGCAAAGCCACCAUCCAGUACCACGAAGUGGAUAGUACAUAUAGCAUGGUCCCGGGCUUGAACGCAUACAAAUACACCACGCAGCGCGAUGGCGUUAACAACCUUGUGGUAGGGGAGAUGGUGGGAAAGGAUCUCACCAGACGAACAGAAAGACGACUCCAGAGAUCCAACGCUAUGAAAAGAAGACAGCAUGUGAUCAAGCUCGGAGGCUCCCAACGAAGACUGAAGUCCAAGGCCGGGUUGAGGCCGAUCAUUAGUCUGCCAAUUCCAACCUACGAUUUAAUGAGAAAGUCUGUUUUCGAAAGAAAGUCCCAAAAACCGCUACUGGCAGCCGAGUUGCAUGAGGCAUACGCGAAAGUUGCGGUGAAUGGGAACAAGCUCACCCAAAGGGACAUUGACGAUCUAUGCGCAAAGUUGGCCUGGGAGUUGCUCUUGAGAAGGGUCGUUAGCCAAAAGAUUCAGUACAGAGUUUCCGCCAACAAAAGGUUCAGCGAUCGGUCUGAGUCGGAAUGCGAUGCUGUCGGAAAUAUACAUAACCACACAGGAGCCCCGGUUGAGGCUUGCUCUGACAAUGAAUCUGUCAUCAAGAGAUUCUCCACCUACUUAACGUAUGAAGCGCAACAGGGGGCCCCAUCAACGUCGUCGGUGUUCACCACACAGCGCAGCUCCGCUUCUUCCCACGAAUUGCGCGCCUACGGCUACACCAGCUCGCAGUUGUCGUCUAUCGAGUUGUUCGAUGGUCACGGACAAGCGGUGACGUUACCCCCUCCCUUGGUCCCGUCUACUUUAGAGCUCAGUGACGAAUCGAAUGAGGACGAUGAUGAUGCCUCUUCCGCCCAUACUGGCGAAAUGACGGACAACGCUUCCUUAACCCGUCUCUCACUCGAUAAUUCUGAGGGGUCCAAUCUCAACCAUAUUUCGUCUAGCAGAGAUUCCUUUACCCCCCUUUCGUAUCUCAUUCAGAGCAAACCUAGCGAAACACGUGAGCAUCUAUCGUCUUCUCCCUCCCUUUACCAGAACCGAUCCUUUGCCGGGGACACUGAAACCCCCCCUAACAUUAUGAUUCACAGUCUGAGCAGCUCUGGCGAGAUCCAGUCUAUCUAUCGAAGUAACGACUCUUCUGUGGAACUUCCACAGGGCCAAUCUCGUGACUUCCGCUCGCGCCAGGUAGAGGGCCACUCCCUGGCCCGCCUACGCUCCACCCGAGUGGUUGCCAAAAACGUACGGUCGAAUCAGAGCCAUUUCGAUGUCAAAUCGCAUACAGGCUCGUUCUCAAGUGCGGGGAGUAUACGUAAUUCGUUAAAGGGAGGGAUCUCGCUCCUCUCCAAGAGGAAUUCCGGCUAUGAAAACAAACCCCUCAGUAUCAAACCCAGCGGGAGACCCGGUAGCGUGUUGUAUACCCCGUGCGAAAGAGCCGAUUCGCUCACCAACCAGUCAGACUUUUCCUUCUCAUCCAAUACGACACAUACCCAGGUCCAUGUAACCAGGUCCCCCAGAAGCAGCAACGAAAUAGACACAUCGCCGGGAAGCGUGCGGCAAAGAAAAAACAAUAGACCAAAACCCUCCGUGCCAACCAAUUACUUGAUGUUUGAAAUGGGAGCAUCCUCGAGCUCGGACCUGUAUGCCGGCACGAAUGUGUCCAGUCUGAGCGGGGAGGGGGCGGUUGUUGGGAGAAGGAGACAGUUUCGGGGUUCCAGAACGGCUGGGAGGAAGCUCGUAGUAGCAAAUCCAGAUACUGUGUCGCCGUCUAGAGAGAGUUUGGGGUCCAUUCUUGAACAUUCCCUUGAUAUCUCCUCGUCUUCAUCGGCACAUCUGAGUAAUCUUUAUGGUUAA